Messenger RNA from Moesziomyces antarcticus, 4527 nucleotides. Its product is annotated as DNA/RNA polymerase. The record is from RefSeq and is a predicted model, not a curated record. The coding region runs from base 1 to 4527 and encodes 1508 amino acids. Lineage: Eukaryota; Fungi; Basidiomycota; Ustilaginomycetes; Ustilaginales; Ustilaginaceae. Gene Ontology annotation, molecular function: DNA-directed RNA polymerase activity; mitochondrial promoter sequence-specific DNA binding. The transcript has a single exon. Gene Ontology annotation, cellular component: mitochondrial DNA-directed RNA polymerase complex. Gene Ontology annotation, biological process: mitochondrial transcription.
AUGAUCGCAAAACAGGCUUCGCUCGCAAGAGCCUCUUCCGCCUCGGUCCUCUCCGCAUCCACCUCUUCGACAAGAUGCAUGCGUCUCCCAUCCACAAGCGCGACUGCGCCACCCGCCUGGCUAGCUCGCCGUUCGCCUCUCGCGCCGCAGUCCUUGGCAUUCAGCACCAAGGGCCCUCGCAGUCAGGCGAUCCCAGCAGCACAGACGCAUGUCGACCAUCAGGAGCCUCAUGACUCGUCUUCCGCCGCCUCCUCCGCCGCAUCAUCAAGCUCCACCGCCUCCCAAGCAUCGUCAUCAUCCCAUCCUUCAGCAUCCUCGUCGCGCUCCGAUCGCCGCUCCAGAUUCAUGCCCUUCGCAUUCGCAACAGGCUCCCCUCUCACCCGCCUACCCACCCCAUUGCCACAGGACGUCGCAGAACGCUCCGCUCUGCUCAGACGCCAACUCCAGCCCAAAACCAAGGCAGGAACUCCCAUCCCUACCACCUCGCCUUCGCUCUUCGGCGAUACCAUGGCCGGCCUCUCCUUUGGCGACCUCUCCGGUCUCACCAUGAGCAGCGCAGAUGAGUCCUACUAUCCGGCCAACAAGGCCGUAGAGUACGUCAGCAUCCUCAAGGCCUGUCUCGGCACCGGCCUCAUCAGCCGCGCACACAAGGUCUUCGCAGACCUCCGCACCCAGGCCGCCUCUCGCUCCCGCGAACUCUGGGAGCUCCGCCAGCGCCUCGCGCAAGGCAUCGUCAACCAGAACGACCGUCACCAAGACCUCGGCGAGCUCGGCGCCUACCAGUCGCCCAUCGAAGUGUGGACCUACAACUCCAUGCUCCAGGCCUACUUUCGAAAGGCCUACCAGGCCGAGUCCUUGGAAGGCACCGCCGAAUGGCUCACCCGCGCCUGGGAGCUCUGGAGAGACAUGGAGAACGCCUCGAGAGCCGCUGAGCUCGAUCAGCCACCCUCGCCAGACCCGAGCCCCAAUCCGGCCACCUAUGCCAUCAUGGCCCGCGGCAUCGUCGCCCUCCAGCGCUCCGGUCGCUAUCCCUCCACAGCACCAGCCCUCAACGACCUCGUCCUCUCCAUCAAGCGCGCAGACUACGGCCUCGACAGCAUCCUCACCUCGCCCGCCUUCAACCCGCAAUCCGCGGAGGACCCCGACGUCACCGGCCCUCUCGGAUCCACCAGCGUCGACCAAUCUCGCGAGGGCGAAGUAGACGCAGAGGUCGUCCUUCGCAGCCUCACCACCGUCGCCAACCAGAUGGGCGAGACCGGCAUGCUCAAGGAACUCGAGACCGCCCAGAGCAUCCUCGAAGGCCGCAGAGUGCUCUCCGAGGCUCAGUCUAGCGAACUGCCUUCCAAUCACGAUCCGCUUGCCGACGUCCCCGAGCUUCUGCCCGUCAAGACCACCUCCAAGGCGAGUCGCCUGGGCAACGAGCCCGACAACAAGGAAGGCGAGAUGCCAUUCAACCUCGCCUCGCUCAAGGGCAACCUUUCCAUCGUCCAGGAGGCCCGUCGCACCAUCAGCGACCCCUACGAGCGCCAAAAGUGGCUCGAGCACAGCGCCGUCGAGGCUGCGCGCAAGCGACUCGAGCACUCUGCCGAGAAGCUCGAAGAACUCGGCCUGCAAACCACCGGCGCGCUGCAAUCCAAGCCUCUCCAGAAAUGGAUGUGGGACUGGUACAACAAGCUGCAAACCGCCCUCAACAAGGACCUCGAUCGCCUCGACUCCGACCUCAAGAACGACGUGCACGCAACCAAGGCCAUGCUUCCGAACGAACAGCAAAUGCUGCCCUUCCUCCGCCUUCUCCCCGUGUCCAAGCUCGCUCUCAUCACCAUCCUCGAGCUCAUGCGCAUGAGCGGAAACGGUGGCGUCUCCGACGGCAUGAAGACCACCCGUGCCUUGCUGCAGGUCGGCCGCGCCAUCGAGACCGAGUACCAUUCCGAAGUCAUCCGCAAGAACCCAAAGAUCUUCCAAAACGCCCAGGCAGCACAGGCAGCGCUCAAGAAACGCGGCCUCGUCGACUUUGCCGCCCGUCGCGAGAUCAAGGAGUGGCAAAAGCAGCAGGAAGAGCAGGGCGUCAUGUCGUCCAUUCCCAAGUGGACCCAGAUCACUCGUGCGCGUGUCGGAAGCUACUUGGUACAGCACCUCAUGCAGGUGGCCACCGUCAACCGCAAGGCCACCGACCGCGACGGCAUCCUUUGGGAGGAGGACCAGCCUGCCUUCUACUCCACCUACCAGUACCUCGGAGGAAAGAAGCUCGGCGUCAUCAAGCUCAACGAGGUCGUCGCCAAGCGUCUCGACAAGGAUUCCAUCUCCGAGACGUUACACCCUCGCCACCUUCCCAUGCUCGUGCCUCCCAAGCCGUGGACCUCGCAUGAUUCUGGCGGAUACUACUCGGUCCGACAGAGCGCAAUGCGCUUCAAGGACAGCGCCGAACAGGGCUCGUACCUCCGCGCCGCCUCCGACAACGGCGACCUCGACACCGUGCUGGCCGCGCUCGACGUCCUUGGGAACACGUCCUGGAAGAUCAACAAGCCCAUCUUCGACGUCAUGCUCGAGGUGUGGAACUCGGGCAAAGACGUUGCAGACAUGCCGCCCAUGGAGAUGGAGACGCCCGAGCCAGUCAAGCCGGACAACUACGAUCACGACAUCAAGGCGCGCUCCGUCUACCUCCAGCGACUCAAGCAGUGGAACCAGCAGCGCUCCUCCAACCACUCGCAGCGUUGCGACGUCAACUACAAGCUCGAGAUUGCACGCGCCUACCUCGGCGAGCGCUUCUACUUCCCACACAACAUGGACUUCCGCGGCCGAGCCUACCCCAUGCCGCCCCACCUCAACCACAUCGGCAACGACCUUUGCCGAGGUCUGCUCAUGUUUGCAGACAGCAAGCCGCUCGGCAAGGCCGGUCUGCGUUGGCUCAGGAUCCACAUCUCCAACGUCUUUGGUUACGACAAGGCCAGCUUCGGCGAGCGUGAGCAGUUUGCCAUCGACCACGAGGCCGACAUCCGCGACAGCGUCGAGCGCCCGCUCGACGGAAACCGCUGGUGGCUCAAGGCCGACGACCCGUGGCAGUGUCUUGCUGCGUGCAUGGAGCUUCGCGCCGCGCUCGACCAUCCCGAGGGACCCGAGGCGUACGAAUCCUGCCUUCCCGUCCACCAGGACGGUACCUGCAACGGUCUGCAGCACUACGCUGCGCUUGGUGGUGAUCUUGCGGGAGCCAAGCAGGUGAACCUGUCCGGUGGCGACCGUCCGGCUGACGUUUACUCCGGUGUGGCGGACCUGGUGAUCAAGGUGCUCGACGAAGAGGCAGCCAAGGGCGACCGCACCGCAAAGAUCCUGCAGGGCAAAGUGACGCGAAAGGUGGUCAAGCAGACGGUCAUGACCACCGUUUACGGUGUCACCUUCAUCGGUGCCAAGAACCAAGUCAUGCGUCAGCUGGCAGACCGAGGCGACGUGCCAGCCGAGGACCUCUUCAACGCGGCGAGUUUCCUUGCCAAGGUGAUCAUGUCGUGCAUUGGCAACCUUUUCUCCGGCGCACAGAAGAUUCAGGACUGGCUGAGUUUCUCGGCCAAGGUGAUCGCCAAGUCGAUCCCCGGACAGCGAGUCGAGGAAGCCACCCGACCCUACCUGCCGAACGAGGCCAACCUGCGACGUGCCGACGUGCGUGGAUUCUCUCGCGAUCCUGCCAAGGCGGAUCGUAUUGCCAAGGAGCAGAUGACCUCGGUCAUCUGGACCACGGCGCUGGGCCUGCCCGUCGUGCAGCCGUACCGCAAGGCCAAGAAGCGCCAGGUGUCGACGUCGAUGCAGACCGUCUUCAUCAACGACCCGCUUCUGAACGCCGAGGUCUCGCCGGCCAAGCAGGCGUCCGCGUUCCCGCCCAACUUUAUCCACAGCCUGGACGCGACGCACAUGAUCCUGACGGCGCUCGAGUGCCAUGCGGCCGGUCUCACCUUUGCCUCGGUGCACGACUCGUACUGGACGCACGCUGCGGACAUCGACACCAUGUCGGAUAUGAUCCGCGAGACGUUUGUGCGUCUGCAUUCGCAAGACAUCCUCUACCGCCUGCGCGAGGAGUUCCUGCAGCGCUACGAGGGCUACAAGGUGCCCGUCGUUUCGCUGCAGGCGGCGCAGCGUCGUCGACCGCGCUCCAAGGCCACUGCGGUCGAAGAUGGCGUCUCGUCGACGUCGUCGCCUUCGGAGACGGUUCUUGCCAUGCCAGCCGACGAGCUUGCCAAGCUUGAGGGCGAUGAGGGCGAGUUGAUCCUCGGCAAGCCGUCCAGGGAGGCGGCCGAGGAGGAUGGCGACGAUGUCGACAGCGCCGAAGCCGCCGCCACCGAGGAGGGCCAAGACGCCGAGGCGGCAGCGCAGGCACCAGCCAAGAAGACGCGCAGCCGCAAGUCCAAGGCGGAGAAGGACGAGGAGUGGGAGUCCAAGUUCAAGGCCAAGUUUGUCAACCUCGCCGACAUCCUGCCGCCCAUCCCGGCCAAGGGCUCGUUCGACGUCAACGAGAUCAAGCGUUCGCUCUACUUCUUCUCCUAA